AUGUUGACAACGCUUGAACUCAAACAAGAAAAUCAACACAGACUCACAAAUCUUCAAAGCAAAUCUUCAUCUUCCACCUUAAGAUUCCGCAAGCUUCCUUCCUCAUUCCUUUUUCUGAACCGCUGUCGCACUCCCUCUCUCACCAAAAUAGCUCCGGCCACCACAGAUCUCUCUUCUAUUCUGCCUAGCAUCCCUGAAAAUCGGUCGGUUUCCUCCUCUCUCUGGAAAUGUCGUGCAAAGACGCGACAUACUCCCUCACUUCUUCACGAACUCGCGUCAUAUUCCUCCCUCCUUCACAUGUUUUCUAGUUCUAAGUUCACCAUCUUCGAUUCGAAUUUUCGGAAUUGUCGUGUGAUCUACGAUGCUUGGAUUCUAGUCAUGUUGUAUAGACUUGUCUUGUACCGGAACACUGUAGUCUUGUUUUAUAGACUCGUAUUGUGCAGGGAAUUGGUUUGGCAUGGAGUAUUACUCUUGCUUAUAAUUUGUGUUCUCAUUGUGAUAUUGGAGUCGCAUUGGAUGUUGUAUCUGAUUUAA
Molecule: messenger RNA, 534 nt
Organism: Vicia faba (fava bean)
Lineage: Eukaryota; Viridiplantae; Streptophyta; Magnoliopsida; Fabales; Fabaceae
Source: the annotation of a GenBank genome assembly